Messenger RNA from Nerophis ophidion (straightnose pipefish), 1327 nucleotides. Its product is annotated as adenosine 5'-monophosphoramidase HINT3-like. The transcript is spliced from 5 exons. NCBI's taxonomy places the organism in Eukaryota, Metazoa, Chordata, Actinopteri, Syngnathiformes, Syngnathidae. The record is from RefSeq and is a predicted model, not a curated record. Gene Ontology annotation, molecular function: catalytic activity. The coding region runs from base 110 to 559 and encodes 149 amino acids.
ACGCCACACCGUGAAUGCAGCAGCAGGCCGGCUGGAUUUGUCGUGUUGCCUUCAGACGCGCCCACACUCUGCUGCCGUUCUUCCCUUUCUAUCAACUUUAAAACCAUGAAUGGCGACUCUUACCUCCUCUAACGACGACGAAUGCCCCUUCUGUCGGAUAGCCAAUAACCAGAGCGACACAGAAAUCCUCCUGAGUAAUGAGGAGCUGCUGUGCUUCCGGGAUGUGAAGCCGGCUGCCGGCCAUCAUUACCUCAUUAUUACCAGGACUCACAUCGACAACUGUAAAGCUUUACGGGAGGACAACAUUCCCACAGUGGAGCAGAUGGCAGAGAUGGGAAGGCUUGUCUUAGAGAGAAACAAAGUGAGAGAUCUGGAAGACAUCAGGUUAGGCUUUCAUAUUCCUCCCUUCUCAUCCGUCCCUCACCUUCAUCUGCACGCUUUGGCUCCUGCGAGCAAGAUGAAUGUAAGCUCUCAGCUCCGAUACGGGCCCCAGUCGCACUGGUUCAUCACAGUAGAGAAAGCGCUUUCUCAGCUGAGGACACGAGGCAGAAUUAAAUGAUGGGAUGAUGUUUACCUCAUAUUCUUGUUUCUUUUCAUUGAAACUCCCACUGUGUUUGGUGAUUACAGCAGUAAAGCGGUUUAAAGCCAAAAUGUGAUUCAACUGCUGAAUAUUUCAUUUUAGAGGUAAUGCUUUUUGUCAGUCUUUUGGGAUUUUGGACGAGAUCGCAAUCUGGAUAACAUCUCAGAGAAGCUGUCUGCUCUGCGAAGUAUGACAAAUAUGAUGAACAGAAAUAGACAACUAGAGUGAAAUGUUUAUAUUUGUUUUUGCUCAUUCAUACACAAACAUUCUAAUCUGAGUUGUUUUCCCUGGCUGGAGCAAGCUGGCAUGGUCAAUGUUUUGAGAUUCUCCCGAAAGGAUUGUGCAGUGAAGAAGCUACAAAUUCCUUCCACACACCUGUUGUCUGUUGACGUUUAUUGGUUUGAUUGGCUGUGUUAUCGUGACGAGCACCGAGGUAGAGGAGCAGAUCGACUCGUCAGGCUUAAACACAACUACAAAAUAUAUCCCCAGAAAAUACAUUACACAUACACGCACACGUACCCCACCCGCCACUUCCCACGCCUUCGUGGUUUGAUGGAUAACGGAGAGGGGCUCCUGUCCAGUCAGUAUGAUGUUUGUCUGACCUUGAACAGGUUUGUAUUGAAAAUGUGAUUUUAUUGUUCUUUGUGUGUGCAAUGACACAUUUCCUUUUUAAUACAGUACACAGCUUUUUAUGGGUGUUGUAAUUAUGUACUUUAAUAUAUUGGAUUAAAUUUUUUUGCAUUGGUA